Rana temporaria (common frog) is the source of this 758-nucleotide messenger RNA. RefSeq names its product signal sequence receptor subunit 3 (gene SSR3). Gene Ontology annotation, cellular component: endoplasmic reticulum; membrane. NCBI's taxonomy places the organism in Eukaryota, Metazoa, Chordata, Amphibia, Anura, Ranidae. The record is from RefSeq and is a predicted model, not a curated record. Gene Ontology annotation, biological process: SRP-dependent cotranslational protein targeting to membrane. The coding region runs from base 95 to 652 and encodes 185 amino acids. The transcript is spliced from 5 exons.
GAAUCAGUAGAAGGUAUUUGCUGACGGCGGCCGAGGAGAGUCAUUCAGUGUGAGACGUGUCUCUUUCCUCUGUGUACCUCCUUCCUCUCCGGCCAUGGCUCCCAAAGGCAGCAACAAGCAGCAGUCCGAGGAGGACCUACUACUACAGGACUUCAGCCGCAACCUGUCUGCUAAAUCCUCCGCACUCUUCUAUGGGAACGCCUUCAUCGUGUCCGCCAUCCCUAUCUGGCUGUACUGGAGAAUUUGGCACAUGGAUCUGGUGCAAUCGGCUGUCCUGUACAGUGUCAUGACCCUUGUCAGCACAUACCUUGUGGCCUUUGCCUAUAAGAAUGUGAAAUUUGUUCUCAAACACAAGGUGGCACAGAAGCGAGAGGAUGCUGUCUCCAGGGAGGUGACCCGCAAGCUGUCUGAGGCUGACAAUAGGAAGAUGUCUCGUAAGGAAAAGGAUGAGAGGAUUCUUUGGAAGAAAAAUGAAGUUGCUGACUAUGAAGCCACCACCUUCUCCAUCUUCUACAACAACACACUCUUCCUGGUUGUGAUCCUUGUUGCUUCCUUCUUUAUACUGAAAAACUUAAACCCUACAGUAAAUUACAUUUUGUCAAUGAGUGUUUCUUCUGGCCUUAUUGCUCUGCUGUCGACAGGAUCAAAGUAAAGUCUCUGACUGGCAACUGACUGGAGCAACGAACCUUUUAUGUAUUACUUUUUUUUUUAAAGUUUGCCACAUGUACAAUAAACAUCAAUUUGGAUUUCUACUCUUA